Ostreococcus tauri is the source of this 756-nucleotide messenger RNA. Its product is annotated as Pinin/SDK/MemA protein. The transcript has a single exon. The record is from RefSeq and is a predicted model, not a curated record. Lineage: Eukaryota; Viridiplantae; Chlorophyta; Mamiellophyceae; Mamiellales; Bathycoccaceae. Bases 1 to 756 code for a protein of 251 amino acids.
AUGUUCAUCCGCGAGCAGGCUCGAGAGCGUCUGCGAGCGCUCGCGUCGUCGCGGAGACCGAACCCGAGCGCGUUGAGAGGCGCGGAUGGGACGAGUGCGUUUAAAUCUCGCGAGACGAGGCGAGGAGAUGUCCCGGAGGAGAAGAUGGAGGCGACGCCGCGACCGCGGGGCGAGCUCGGAACGCGCGAGCGGAGAAUGUUCGCCGGGUUGGUCGGAACGCUGAGACAGAGUAAAUCGAACCUUGAGGAGAAGGAGCGAGAGGUGCUGGAGAAGCGGAAGGCGAUCGAGGCGGCGGUGACGGGGAAGAGCGAAGAGAUUCGUCGAGAAUUGAGAGAGGCGCAGUACAAGGAGUUUCUCGAGAAGCGAGACGCCGAGGAGAAGAAGAAAUUUGAGGUGGAUUUAAAGUACAAGGAGACCGAGCGGGCGCUCAUCGAGGCCGAGUACGAGGAAAUGAAGGCGGCAGUGCGCGAUGGGGGGCUGUUGACGAAGACGGAGCCGAUACUGGUUUACAAGCGGGCGCGUCGAAGCGCGGACGAUGACGCGGCGUGUCAGGAGAGCGAAGAGAGGCUGGAGCUGUGGCUCAAAUCACAGCUCGAGCGCAUCGACAACGCAAUUCGAGUGAUUCAUAAGAAGCGCGAGGAGACUAUCGAACGUCGAGCAAAGGCGAUGGCGCGAGGUGAGGAUCACGAGGAUGUCGACGUAGAAGACGCCGUUGAGGAACUUCAAGAUUUCGACGAAGCAAUGAUCGAAACGUGA